Python bivittatus (Burmese python) is the source of this 2706-nucleotide messenger RNA. RefSeq names its product thymidine kinase 2 (gene TK2). The record is from RefSeq and is a predicted model, not a curated record. Gene Ontology annotation, molecular function: deoxynucleoside kinase activity. Gene Ontology annotation, cellular component: cytoplasm; mitochondrion. NCBI's taxonomy places the organism in Eukaryota, Metazoa, Chordata, Lepidosauria, Squamata, Pythonidae.
GCAGCUGCUCGAGCGGCGGAAGGAAGGAAGCGGUCGCCGGCCUGGGCAGCUGCUCCUUCCUGCCUUUGCAGCGCAGCCGCCCUCCGGUUCUUGCAGGAGCUACGCACGUCCGGACAUGGGCGAUGUGGGUGGCGCAGCUGCUCCGCCACCGACCCUGGCUGGCUGGCUGGCACCUCCGGGGGGCUGGGCCUGCCUCGGGCGCCUGCCUCCGCAAAGCCGGUCUCCCGGAGCUUCGUCCCCCCGCGCCGCCGAGGGAUCAGCGCUGCGGCAUGGCCGGGUCUUCCCAGAACGCCUUUUAUAAGCACUUGGCAAAGAAGGAAGAAGGGAAGACAGUUAUCUGCAUCGAGGGGAAUAUUGCUAGUGGGAAAACAACCUGCCUGGAAUAUUUUGCUAAAAACACUGGCAUUGAGGUAUUGCCAGAACCAGUAUCUAAAUGGAGGAAUGUUCGUGGUCAUAACCCUCUGGGUUUAAUGUAUCAAGAUGCAACACGGUGGGGGUUGACACUACAGACUUACGUGCAGUUGACUAUGUUGGAGCAGCAUACAAGACCAAUGAUUUCUCCUAUAAGAAUGAUGGAGAGGUCAAUUUACAGUGCAAAAUACAUUUUUGUGGAGAACUUAUAUCGCAGUGGGAAAAUGCCAGAAGUAGAUUAUGUCAUCCUGACUGAAUGGUUUGACUGGAUCCUCAAGAACAUGAACGUGUCAGUUGAUCUGAUAGUUUAUCUACAAACUUCUCCUGGCAUGUGUUACCAGAGACUCAAGCGGAGGUGCAGGGAAGAGGAAAAGGUCAUUCCCCUGGAAUAUUUAGAAGCUAUUCAUCAGCUUUAUGAAGACUGGCUCAUUAAACAAACAUUGUUCAAAGUCCCUUCUCCUGUGCUUGUGCUGCAGGCUGACCAUGACCUGCAGGAAAUGAUGGAGAAAUAUAAAGAGAAUCAGGACCAAAUCUUAAUGCUGGACCACACACAACGCCAUCUGAAGGAUUAGCUGUCUCUUACUAUGGACAAGGCGCUGUUCCCCAAAGCAACUUCCCAGGUGGUGCUUGUAAACCUGAGGGCAUUCUGAGAAGCUUUACAGAGUUGUCCAAGUGUUGGAAUUACAGAAUUGCGGAAAAGGCCUUCCAGCUUCAUGCAAGAUGACCCACCCUGAGCAAGACUGCAGCCUAGUCUUGGAAAGAGCUGGCUUCUGCACAGAGGAGUCCCCUCUCCAUCCUCAGCCCCUUCCCUGCUUUUGGUCUCCCCCUCCCUUGAGGAGUGAAGUAUAAGAAUCAUCUACAAGGGAGUAAAUACAUGCAUAUAAGUUGUGGCUAUUUCUUCUCUUUCACAGCAGCCCUUCUAUUUUUAUAAGCUUGCACUUUCGCUGCCAGUGAGAACUGAGAGAUUCACAAAUGAUGGAGAAAUAUGAAGAGAAUCAGAACCAAAUGUGUAGCUAUUGCUUAAUUACUUCUGCUGUCAGCAGAUCCUGCUGUUUGGAGUUAGCAAAUGUAUAGCUUGCUUCCUGAGAGAGCCUGCCUCAAAUGCAAUCACAUUUAAAUCUUAUUUUUUUUAAAAAGGAAUUUUAAUACAGGAGGGGUGGCAAAGAAAACAACUGGCCAGGCUUACUACUCAUGACAUACAUCUUAAUAUUUUAUGUAUACUAAAAACUUUAUACAGUACGGGAUAGUUCAGUUCUUUUCCACCCAGGAAUACGUAAAUUGCAUAAAUUAUAUGAAACAGGUAAAGCAGCAAACUGAUGGUGUUGACAACCAAAGCUGGGUUGUUGUCAGAAUUCAUCUCUGGGGCCCACUUUUGAUGGCCCUGACCCACUCCUGAGCACCACCCCAGGCAACCCAGCUGGGAUCAAGAUGUUUUUGCCUCUCACCCUUCCUCUCUUCCAAGGGCGGAUACUUCCCAGGUGUCCCCACAUUGAGCCUUAGUUAGCCCAUUGGCGAGAUGGUUUCUUCUGGUAAGAAGAGGCACCACUAUGGCUGAUGGCCUCCAAGAAACAAUCAGGAAGAGCUGCUGCUGGAAGAGGGAGAAAGUGAGACAAGCAAAAGUGCCCCAACCCCGACCAGGUUACCUUGCCCUGACCAGUGAACAAAAAGACCAUUAGAAGCGCCUGAAUUAUUUGCAUGGCCCUGUCUGGGCAGGAUGGGAGUGAACCUGCUCCAACCCCCAGCCUCGCUUUGAGAACUCCCAUUUACUUUAUAUUCCCUAAAAGUCAGUUUAUUUGGAAUUACUUCUUUAUAGAAUUUUGUAUUUGAUAUUAAGAGUUGGGUUCAAACAAUAGUCACGCUGGAUCAGUGACUUAUGUGAGCUGUAGGUAAAUGAUGGAGAGCAUGCAAAUCUUUUAAAUUUGCCUUAAACUAUUACCUAGUCUGGGCUAAAACAUUGCCCUUAACUGAGGUGGGAAGAUGAGUAUAAAUUUUGGUUCUGGAAUAGAACAUGUGUUGAAGGUACAUAUUUGCACUGAAGAGAAUAUGAGUUUGCUCAAUUUCUUACCCCCCCCCUUUUGUACAAAUGAUUUUAUUAAUGAGUGUAGAACUUUCUGUUCAGCAUGUUGUAAAACUCUUGACUAUUUACUAAAACUGCAGUUUACCAGGAUAAGGAGAACGGCAGAUGUGAUUCCAAGAGAUUUAUCAUUCCUUUCCUUACUACUUCAUUAAAAAUGUCUCAUGCAUUAUUAUCUCAAAUACUUACUGCAAUUAAAGAGAACAACUGUCCACUUGUUA